UUGUUAAAACCGACAUUGGGUGAAAAUUGCCGUUUUUCCUUAUUUUUAUAUUGUUUUUCCCAGAUAAGUAUUGAGAAUUUUAAAAUUUUCCUACCGAAUGCACCAACUAGAUUCACUUUCCCAUCGAACAUGAUACUCCUGAAGAAAAUCGAUGUAGUUAUACUGCCUCGAGACAUGAUGACAGACACAAAAAUAAAGAAAAAAGGUAAAAAAAAAAAAAAAAACACAACGCUCCACUCAGAAUCUAAAAUGUAAAUAAUUAAUUGUGUUCUUUUUUUAUAGGCCUUAAACCCAGAACUCAGAACAACAAAUUAAAAUAGUUUCAGAAAACAUCAAAAUCAAAGUUCAAAAAUAUAUGAAAAAAUAUAAACCUUUUGGCUUUUGCAAAUAUUAUAAAGCAAUUAAUAAAAAAAAAUCAGGACGUUCACCCGAAACAUUGCGACUCGUACGAGAUAUUUAGAAUCGUGUGUUCUACGUGCCAAUAAUAAUGAAAACCAUAGAUCCUCUGUUUCUUUACACAUCUUUAUUAAUAUCAUUAUGUUCAUACAAUGUUUCUGCCCUCUGUGGAAACAAUGAUCAAAUUUAAGACCUAAAAACUACCUUAUUGAUCCAUGAAGCGACCUUCACGGUAAUGACAGGCCUGAGCGCAAUACCAAUAACCGGUGCAGCUUUAUCGGCUGUGCAUGUUAUGUCGUCCACUCGGUUCGCAGUACAUUUAAAAGAAGCAUUCGAGACGAUGGAAAGCUCUUUGAAUAAGACUCAUGAAAACUACCAAAAAUGUUCGGAAAUGUUGGAUAAGACGAUAACGGCAACUACAGUGAUCAAGACAACUAGUUUUGGGUUUUCUCUUGCUGGAAUGAUACCGGGUGUCGGUUUAGCACUUAUACCUCCGAGGAUAACUGAAUCGUUAGCUGCUAUGUUAGUUAUAAGAGACGGUUUAUCAUUUUGGCAAAAUAACGGUUGCCAAUAUGCUACGAGUGAUUGUAAUUUAUAGGUGAAUCAAUAAUUAAUGUAUAUUGAUGAUAUGAUUUAAAUAUGAUUUGAUU
Messenger RNA from Acyrthosiphon pisum (pea aphid), 1046 nucleotides. RefSeq lists its product as uncharacterized. Bases 632 to 994 code for a protein of 120 amino acids. The transcript is spliced from 2 exons. The record is from RefSeq and is a predicted model, not a curated record. Lineage: Eukaryota; Metazoa; Arthropoda; Insecta; Hemiptera; Aphididae.